GGGUCAGAAGUUUUAGUUACACUAAAUUGACUGUGCCUUUAAACAUCGUGAAUCUAAUGUUAUAUUUCGAAAUAUAACCCUGGAAUGCAGACUCAGAAAGUUAGUGCCAGUGUGUGUGUUCAGAUUUCACUUUCACCUGCUCCUCUUUUUGUUGACUUUGCGACAAGAUAUUGUACCAAGUCAUCUCAUUUAACAUAUGUUUUGUUUUGUUAGGAGUAAUACGUCUUCCUGCCAGUGACGGCUAAGGAGGAAGAAGUGUGGAGAACACAAAAUGGCAAGUAGGGCUCCUCCCUCCCUCGGGGAGACCCACCAUCGGUCAGAGAUGAAGAUUGUGCUAAUUGGGGGAAGACAGAUGUGGGAUAUAGAAGCCAGCGGGAAGAGUUCAAUAGGAAACACCAUCCUGGGCAGAGACAUUUUUGAGACAGGAAGAAGAACUGCCCAAUGUGUGAGCGGACAACGGUAUGUGUAUGGGAGGCAGAUAACUUUGAUUGACACCCCAGGCUGGUGGUGGAGUUAUCCUGCAGAUGAUACUCCCAAAUUGGAUCAAUUGGAAAUCAUGAGAAGUGUAUAUCUAUGUCAUCCUGGACCCCAAGCCUUUCUCUUGGUCAUUCCCGUGGACACCGUUUUUCCCAACAUAUUCAAAAGAUCGUUACAAGAACACCUGGAGCUAUUCAAUGAUAGAGUCUGGAGACACACUAUUGUGCUGUUUAGUACAAUCACUCCCCCCAAUGACAGAAGUUUACAGAAACACAUAAGCGAUUGGCCGGAUCUUCAAUGGCUUAUUAAGAAGUGUGGGAACAGGUAUCAUGUUUUGAAUGUCAAUAACAGGGGUGAUGACACCCAGGUCACAAAGCUCCUGGAGAAGAUAGAAGAAAUGGUGGCAGGAAACAAUGGCAAUCAUUAUGAGACAAACCAAGCUCUGUCUGAAGAGCUGGAAGAGAAGAGAUUAGCAGUGAUUGAAGUAGCCAAACGGAUGAUGGAUAAGGUACAGAGACAAAGGACCAGACUCAGAGCGCUGAUCAAAGGAGAGGCAACUAGCCCAACAUACCUCAGGCUUGUGAUUGUUGGGGCACAAUGGGCUGCCAGGAGCUCAGCAGGAAACACCAUUCUGGGGGAAGGUGUGUUUGAUGUUGCUGAUAAUACAAGAAGAACAGUGCACUGUGUGACAAGACAUGGUGAAGUAGCAGGGAGGCAGCUUACGGUGGUUGACACACCAGGCUGGCACUACAAUAGUUCUCUACAGAACACCUCCAAGAUGGAUAGAUUUGAGAUAGUGCACAGUGUGUUUCAAUGUCCUCCAGGACCCAAUGCGAUCCUUCUGGUGGUUCCCUUAGCAACAGCAUUCAACAAAUCAUAUGAGAGAGCUGUUGAGGAGCACAUGGGUCUCCUCACAGAUGCAGUCUGGAAGCACACGAUUGUGCUCUUCACACGAGGAGACUGGCUGGGAGACACAACUGUUGAGCAGCGCAUUGCGAGUGAAGGGAAGGGUCUUCAGUGGCUCGUUGAGAAAUGUGGUAACAGAUACCAUGUUUUUGACAACAAGAAUCGAAGUGAUGCAACACAGGUAAUCGAGCUGCUGGAGAAAGUAGAGGAGAUGGUGGCAGAAAACAGAGGUUGUCCUUAUGAAAUUGACACAGAUGUUUCAGCAGACUUGGAACAGAAAAAGAGGGCUGGAAAAGAAAGAGCUCAAAAGAUCAAAAUGAAGGUGCAGAGACAAAUGACGACACUCAGAGAACUGUUUAAAGGGGAGGAACAAAUAUUCUCUGAGGACGAGUUGAGAAUUGUACUUGUUGGGAGAAGAGAGGCUGGGAAGAGUGUGGCAGGAAACACAAUACUGGUUGGAGAGUUGUUUCCGACAGCUUUGACCAAGGAAUUCAGAAUUCAAAACAGAACUAUGCAGUGUGUAAUGCAACAAAAGAGAGUUGCUGGGAUGAAGCUCAAAGUUGUAGAUACACCAGGCUGGUGGAAGAGAACCCCACAGGAUGCACAAGAUUGGAUUCAAGAUGAAGUGGUGCGCAGUGUCUCUCUCUGUCCACCUGGCCCCCAUGCUUUUCUUCUGGUCAUUCCCAUUUCUGCACCAUUUUCAGAGGGAGACCUCAAAGCAGUAGAGCAGCACCUUGGGCUAUUAACUGAGAAAGUCUGGAGACACACAAUGGUGCUGUUCACCUGGGGAGAUUGGCUAGGAGACAGAGCCAUUGAGGAAUAUAUUGAGAGAGAAGGAGAGGCACUCCAACAACUUGUUGAAAAAUGUGGGAACAGGUAUCAUGUAAUGAACUGCCGUGGCUGGGAUGAUAGCUCUCAGGUCACAACACUGUUGAGGAAGGUAAAGGAGAUGGUUGUACGUAACAAAGGGCACAGUUUCACUAUUGAACAGAAGAGUAGGCAGAAGCCAAUGCUUCACUGGUUAGCAGGAAAGGGCAUGAUGACCGAAGAGGAAUGGAACAGGAGAGAAGAGGAACUCAUAGAGCGGAUGUUGAAGGCAGUGGUGGUAGAACCAGAGGAAUCCAAACUGCCAUUUGUACGGGGGAAGGAAAGCAUUGAUUUCUUCAUCCCCAGCAUGAGCUGUGAGACUCCCUCUGAAGUUGGGAGUUCCUACAUAAAUUAUGGAGCACAUGCCAAGGUGUCUGAAUGGAGAGUGAAGUAUGCUGGGAGAUCUGCGGCAUCCUCUGGGCACGGCACUAUGAGUUCAGCAGUCAGUUACAUGGGCGAAUCUCUGGACCGAUGGGAGAAUCUAGUCAAGGAGAGUCUGGGGGACGGCAAGAUAAGGGCAAGGAUGUUGGAUAGUCCUGCAAAGUCAGAGGCCCACACUUAUGGGGUGAAAACCAAACGUAGGAAUUCACAUUGAGCAUAGUUCAAAAUGACAAUACUAAGAGUAAGAAAGUAAUACUUACUUUUGAGAAAAUACAUAACACAUGUACUGUUCUUGGAACAAGCUCUUGCCUUGGCUUGACACAUCUGGGGCAUAAUAUCAGGACCUCAUCCGAGAAUUGCCAUAAGCAAAUGUUCUUGCAGGAUAUUUCAGCAUUGUCAUGGGGGUUUCUUGAUAUUCUUCUUUUUAGUUGAAGAUGGUGGCAGAUUACUUGUAUCUUUCCAUGUAUUUGUGUACAUAUACCCUGAGUGUACAAAACAUUAGGAACACCUGCUCUUGGUUUCACCAGGUGAAUCCAGGGGAAAGCUGUGAUCCCUUACUGAUAUCACUUGUUUAAUCCACUUAAAUGAGUGUAGAUGAUCAGUAGGAGACAGGUAAAGAAGGAUUUUUAAGCCAUUUGAAGCAUGGAUUGUAUAUGUGUGCCAUUCAGAAUGGGCAAGACAAAAAUACUGCAACACUGCUGGGUUUUUCAUGCUUAUGAGCUUCCCAUGUGUAUCAAGAAUGGUCCACCACCCAAAGAACAUCCAUCAACUUGACACAACUGUGGGAAGCAUAGGAGUCAACAUGGAACACUUUCGACACCUUGUAGAGUCCAUGCCACAAUGAAUUGAGGCUGUUCUGAGGGCAAAAGAGGGUGCAACUCAAUAUUAGGAAGGUGUUCCUAAUGUUUGGUAUACUCAGUGUACAUUAUCAAGUCAAACCAAUUAACAAAUGAUAUGUUGAUCAGAUAUGUAUGUGACUACUAUAUACUACUAUUCUACUAUUUAAAAAAAACCAUGUAUUUUAUUUUUUUAUUAUUUUUUUACCCCUUUUUCUCCCCAAUUUCGUGGUAUCCAAUUGUUGUAGUAGCUACUAUCUUGUCUCAUCGCUACAACUCCCGUACGGGCUCGGGAGAGACAAAGGUUGAAAGUCAUGCGUCCUCCGAUAGACAAGCUCUUUGACCACACACACACUAGUGGUGGGUUUGGCAUCAAAAAAACGUAAGUAAAAUCUUUGUUAAAAUACAAAUUGUUUGUGGCAGAGCUCAUUAGAAUAGUUCUCAGUUUGCACAUUUACAUUUAGGUAAUUUAGCAGACACUCUUAUGAAGAGCAACUGAGGUUGAUAAACAACCACAUAAAACAGUCAUAACAAGUCAAACGUUUAUGCAACCUUUACUGAGAAUGUAGUUGUAGUUUGGGGGCUACUUGCAGUGGUAGUUUUGGUGUUUUAGUUAGAUACAUUACUUGGCAAAAGUAUCUUUGCCCAUCUCUGUAUAUUUAUUGUUCUUUUUUAUGUCCCUUUUGUAUGGUUUUGGACCAAAUGACUAACUUUUUGGGGAUAAUAAAGUUAAAGAUAUGCUUUGGAA
Molecule: messenger RNA, 4215 nt
Organism: Oncorhynchus masou masou (cherry salmon)
Lineage: Eukaryota; Metazoa; Chordata; Actinopteri; Salmoniformes; Salmonidae
Product: GTPase IMAP family member 8-like
Exons: 7
Coding region: 272-2845 (857 amino acids)
Molecular function (GO): GTP binding
Source: RefSeq, a predicted model, not a curated record